Messenger RNA from Yamadazyma jaroonii, 375 nucleotides. NCBI's taxonomy places the organism in Eukaryota, Fungi, Ascomycota, Pichiomycetes, Serinales, Debaryomycetaceae. The record is from the annotation of a GenBank genome assembly.
AUGAGUUCAACAGAUGCCAUGUCUAAACGUUCCUUAUUAGCCGCCAUAGCUGAUGAAGAUUCAAUAACUGGAUUGUUAUUAGCAGGUGUUGGUCAAGUUAGUGGCGAAGAUGGUAAAGAAACUAAUUUCCUUACAGUUUCCCCUGAUAAAACUACCGUCGAAGAAAUUGAAGCCGCCUUCGAUAAAUUCACUUCAGAAAGAGAGGAUAUUGCUAUUUUAUUGAUCAAUCAACAUUUAGCUGACUUGAUAAGAUUCAAAGUUGAUAAUUUUACAAAUGCUUUCCCUGCCAUUUUGGAAAUUCCAUCAAAAGAUCAUCCUUAUGAUCCUGAAAAAGAUUCAAUUCUUAAAAAAGUUAGAAGGUUAUUCGGUGAGUAA